GGCAUUGUUUGUACUAUAUUAAAAGUUUUUUUUUCAUUGUCAUAAAUUUAAAGGAAUUAAUACAAAUAUGUGUGAAUCCGAUGAUGAAUGUUUUGAGAAACAUUUAAAAUUUGCUUUAAUUGGAAAUCAAGGCACAGGAAAAUCAUCAUUAGUAAUGAAGUACAGAAGUGGAAGUUUCACUCGUCAGUACCAUCCGACUGCUGGUAUUGACUUCUCCACGAAGAAAAUAGUUUUGCCCGGAGGUGUGAACGUCACCGUUCACUUGUGGGACGUCGGAGGAAGUGCGUUGCAUGGGAACAUGUUGGACAAGUAUUUGUACGGGGUUGAUGUUAUACUUUUGGUAUAUGACAUUACAAACUGUGGGAGCUUCGCAGAUUUGGAACAGUGGUUGGACGCAACACAAAAGGCAGUCGAGUCGGCGGAAAAGAAACCUAGAAUAUGUUUGAUUGCAAAUAAAUGUGACUUAGAGCACCAGCGAGCGGUCCGAAGUGACAGACACCAGAAAUUUGCACUGGAGCACGGCUUGUCGACGUACCAGGUGUCAGCACGGACCGGGGAAAUGGUAGCCCUGUGCAUCCAGAAAAUGGUGGCGGAGGCGCUGGGGCUGAGGCUGACCCGAGCGGAGCAAGAAGAGCAACAGCCGGUGAUCGAGGCGGAGAUAUCCCGCGCCGAGCCGGGCGUGGCGAGCGGAGCUGCCCGGCCGGUGGCCAGCUCGUCCUCCAUCUGCUGUCUGCAGUGAAGCUCCGUGAGCUCCGCGAGUGUCGUGGAGGGUGCUGCUCGCGAACUGCGAAAAGUUUCAUCAAUGUGUCUCGUGUCCUAUAAUUUGAGGGAAUAAAGAUGAAUGUGUGCACGCAAUAUAAAAGCACGGAAAAGCAACCAAUGUGUACGUUAUUUUGUUGUGUGUCCGAAGCUAGCCAGCUCAAGGGCAUAUCGAGCUCGAAAACAAGAGGUGGAGGGGGCUAAUU
Messenger RNA from Bacillus rossius redtenbacheri, 965 nucleotides. Its product is annotated as ras-related protein Rab-28-like. Bases 68 to 739 code for a protein of 223 amino acids. Gene Ontology annotation, biological process: regulation of exocytosis. The record is from RefSeq and is a predicted model, not a curated record. The transcript has 5 exons. NCBI's taxonomy places the organism in Eukaryota, Metazoa, Arthropoda, Insecta, Phasmatodea, Bacillidae. Gene Ontology annotation, molecular function: GTP binding; GTPase activity.